AAAAUGUCAGCCCUAGACCUAAUACAGAAGAGAUCGGAAAAGAAAUUAGUGAAACAGACAAUGAAAAUAAUCGUCCCAAUCAACCUGACCCUCCCAAACAGCAAGAGAAAGGCAAUGAUGCUGAAAAUAUCCCCUCCCCUCUCCUGAUGAUGCCCUUGUCUUGUGAGGAGAGGAGCUUCGUCCUGGAACAUGGCAUUUUUCUGGUGAGAAACUAUGAGAAGAUGAGAGACAGACAGUCAUUGCUCCUGAGGGAGGAGGUGACAGAGCGAGAGGAAGAAAACAAAGAAGAUGGAGGGAACAGCCAGAAAGGGGAUCUCGAAGACACCAGCACUAAGUCAGGUCCAGCAGUGUGUAUAGCUGUAAAAUACCAGUGCCUGACUCACUCGAGCCCACAGUCUGAAAACAGAGAGGGAGACGAGGAGGGGAGAAGUGUACAGAGUAGAAACCUCACGCAAACACUCCAGGGGAUCUAUGACGUCAUUGUCAGUCACAAGGGGUCAUCUGGACAAACCCUCGCCGCUCCCCUGCUGAACCUGUGCUCCAGAAAGAGAUCAGCCUCGGCUCCUGUGGAUCUCAGUACGCUGCAGAAGCAGCUCCUCUCAGGCUACUAUGAGAGUCUGGACAGCUUUCAUUUAGACAUGCUGAAGGUGUUCCACUGCGCCGAGAAAUACUACGGUUGUGAGUCGUCGGUGGGUCGUGACGUGAGGCAGCUGAGGGAAGUGUACCACAGUGCUCAUCAGGAGGCCUUAACUCAGACCGGCAGUUUCCUGUGAGUGACAGAAAACCGCAUCAGCGACCUCUAUCAGGGUGUUGCUGUGACCAAACCCAGAGGCAUGAUGGGCCUUCCAGAAGGCAGAUAAUGCUCUUCAACACCAAAGACCUGCUGUAUGUUGCACUCACAGAUACACUGCACAGGUUAAGACAGCACUCCUGGAAAUGCCAUUUGUGAGCAUGGACACGGCUGAUGCUUCACAACAUGAUUAGUUGAAAGCAGCUCAGCCUUUCUCUCUCUCAGGGAAAAGAAAGUCAAGUGAAGGAACGGGAGACAUAACACAAAUCAACAUCUGAGACUCCAGAUGAUUUCAUAUACCGGAACAACAUGCAUUUCUUUCAUUUCGAGAUGUAACACUGAACAUAAACAUGUUGAAUGGGAUGCCAUGCGAACAGGACGUGGUUCUGUUUCAUCUUAAAGGAAUGAACAUCCACAGACUGGUUUAAAUCAUUCAACACACUACAUCAGCAUACCUGCAAGAAGAUGGACUUCACUGCUCUUAAGAGGCUUCGCUGACUGAACAGUUUUGUGUGAUGUGAACAGAUUUGUGGUCUACAGACUUUUAGUGUUUUGUGUUGAAGGUUAUACCUAUAAAGUAAGCAAUAAUGCAUGAAAGGUUCAAUAACACAGCCUUAAUGUGAGCAAAUGUGUGUUUAUAGUCAUUUUAGACCAGUAAUUUUUAUUUUAAAGGGAUUGACGACCACUUUGUCCAGAGCUGUCUUGUGCUAGUGAUGUUUUGUAAUACAUUGAUUUGAAGCAGUAAUCUUUAUAGCUUUGAGACUCAGAAAUAUUUUAUACCUUGUACAGUAUAUUGUAAAUAAUGUAUAUUUAGCUAAGUUAUGUUUUUGAAUGGUUCAAGAAACUCUGUUUACAGUCCUAAAUUGUUGUAGGAAUUGCCCUGUUUUCCAUUGAUUCUUUAAUAAUAUUUUUAUUGGUGUCUCGAUGCAUGUGUAAUUUGAAACAGGACAUUUAAUGUCUGUAAAACAUCAGAUUUUCAUAUUCUUCUUUAUGCAUGGCAUACUUUAUGUUGCUUAAUAAUGUAAAAUAGCUGUGUAUACAUAUGCAACAAAUUAUUAUGUCUAUGCUGAACUAAGAAAAUAAUCGCUGGAAGCUUAUUAAAAAGCAGAAUAAAUGAAUUAACCCAG
This is a messenger RNA of Carassius carassius (crucian carp), 1917 nucleotides long. RefSeq names its product histone-lysine N-methyltransferase ASH1L-like. The coding region runs from base 147 to 773 and encodes 208 amino acids. The record is from RefSeq and is a predicted model, not a curated record. Gene Ontology annotation, molecular function: protein binding. The transcript is spliced from 8 exons. NCBI's taxonomy places the organism in Eukaryota, Metazoa, Chordata, Actinopteri, Cypriniformes, Cyprinidae.